Messenger RNA from Nerophis lumbriciformis (worm pipefish), 591 nucleotides. Lineage: Eukaryota; Metazoa; Chordata; Actinopteri; Syngnathiformes; Syngnathidae. The record is from RefSeq and is a predicted model, not a curated record.
AUGCAGCAGGUCAUCAGCGUGUGGGUUCGAGAUCCACGCAUCCAAAAGAAUGACUUUUGGCAUGCUUAUAUGGACUAUGAAGUUUGUUUGCAUACGGACAGCGUGUUCUUCACUAAGAAGAUCUCAAGAGUGCGAAGGAGGUUCAGUGAGUUUGUGUGGCUUCGACAAAGGCUUCAAGCAAACUCCAUGCUGAUGGCGCAAGUGCCCCAGCUUCCCCCGAAGAACCCCUUUUUCAGCUUGAACAACGCACAACAGAUCUCUGACCGCAUGGCGGGCCUCCAGAGCUUCUUGGAACAGAUCCUCAAGAGCCCGCUGCUCCUGUCGGACAGCUGCCUGCACCUUUUCUUGCAGUCGCAGCUCAGCGUGGCCAAGAUGGAGGCCUGCGCCGCGGGAAGAACGCGCUACUCUGUAGCUGAGGCGGUGCAGUGUUGCAGUGUCAGGAGGUUUCUGUCCCUAGAGGACUUGCAGAAGGAUGCAACCUUGUCCGGCAACUCUGACUCAGACAUCUUCGAGUGCAUAAGCAAGGCAUCAUCUGAUCACAUGCGGACCGAGCAGGAGCCAAGUGUCUGUUGUUCCUCUGAUUCUCUAUGA